UCCAGUGGCUGGUACCACCUUCCUUUCUAAAAUAAAAUCUCUCUGGCAUGAAGUCACCGCCUAUUUCACAUCCGGUUUGCGCUGGGACGUAUUACUACUGUCUUGGUACAGAGAAAUCUUUUGUUGUAUAGCUGCAGAUUGGAUAUUGGGAAGCAAAUUUGGGUAUGAAAUCUCCAGUGCAGGAACACGCAGAGUCCAUGAUGGCUCAGACCGAGUGAGUGAGCGCGGCGCGAGGACGCCCUCCGCCCGGCGCGCCCGCGCUCGCACACUCGCGCAGCUCCGGCUCACCGCGAUCCUCUCUCCCACACUUUUCUCCCGGGUCUGGAGCGAUCCGGUGCCCAGAGGGGGCCCCGAGCUGAACAAGCGCGUGAUGAAGAAAAGUCGGGGUCUUUCUGACUGUCUUUGGGCCUGGACCCUCAUCCUGAGCACUCUGUCGGGAAGAAGCUAUGGACAACCCUCCCAAGAUGAACUUAAAGAUAACACCACUGUUUUUACGAGGAUUUUGGACCGACUCCUGGAUGGUUAUGACAAUCGUCUGAGACCAGGACUGGGAGAGCGUGUAACUGAAGUGAAGACUGACAUCUUUGUCACCAGUUUUGGACCUGUUUCAGACCACGAUAUGGAAUAUACAAUAGAUGUGUUUUUCCGUCAAAGCUGGAAGGAUGAAAGAUUAAAAUUCAAAGGGCCCAUGACCGUUCUGCGGCUAAACAACCUCAUGGCCAGUAAAAUCUGGACUCCAGAUACAUUUUUCCACAAUGGGAAGAAGUCUGUGGCCCACAACAUGACCAUGCCUAACAAACUCCUGCGCAUCACAGAGGAUGGCACGCUGCUCUACACCAUGAGGCUGACAGUGAGAGCUGAAUGUCCAAUGCACUUGGAAGACUUCCCUAUGGAUGCCCAUGCCUGCCCAUUAAAAUUUGGAAGCUAUGCUUACACGAGAGCAGAAGUUGUCUAUGAGUGGACAAGAGAGCCAGCUCGUUCAGUGGUUGUGGCAGAAGAUGGGUCACGCUUAAAUCAGUAUGACCUUCUUGGACAAACAGUUGACUCUGGAAUUGUUCAGUCCAGUACAGGAGAAUAUGUGGUUAUGACUACUCACUUCCACUUAAAAAGGAAAAUCGGCUACUUUGUUAUUCAAACAUAUCUGCCCUGCAUAAUGACAGUUAUUCUCUCACAAGUCUCCUUCUGGCUCAACAGAGAGUCUGUACCAGCAAGAACCGUCUUUGGGGUGACAACUGUUCUGACCAUGACAACCUUGAGUAUCAGUGCCAGAAAUUCCCUUCCAAAGGUGGCUUAUGCUACAGCCAUGGACUGGUUCAUCGCAGUAUGCUAUGCCUUUGUUUUCUCAGCUCUGAUUGAGUUUGCCACAGUGAACUAUUUUACCAAGAGGGGAUAUGCGUGGGAUGGCAAAAGCGUGGUCCCAGAAAAGCCAAAGAAAGUGAAGGAUCCCCUCAUCAAGAAAAACAACACAUAUGCUCCAACAGCAACCAGCUAUACCCCUAACUUGGCCAGGGGUGACCCCGGCUUGGCAACUAUUGCUAAAAGUGCGACCAUAGAACCAAAAGAAGUCAAGCCUGAGACAAAACCACCAGAACCCAAGAAAACGUUUAACAGCGUCAGCAAAAUCGACCGACUGUCGAGAAUAGCCUUCCCGCUGCUAUUUGGAAUCUUUAACUUAGUCUAUUGGGCCACAUAUUUAAACAGAGAGCCUCAGUUAAAAGCCCCCACACCGCACCAAUAGGU
This is a messenger RNA of Psammomys obesus (fat sand rat), 1740 nucleotides long. RefSeq names its product gamma-aminobutyric acid type A receptor subunit alpha1 (gene Gabra1). Gene Ontology annotation, cellular component: synapse; neuron projection; dendrite membrane. Gene Ontology annotation, molecular function: benzodiazepine receptor activity; transmitter-gated monoatomic ion channel activity involved in regulation of postsynaptic membrane potential; GABA-gated chloride ion channel activity. Gene Ontology annotation, biological process: regulation of postsynaptic membrane potential; chloride transport; signal transduction. The record is from RefSeq and is a predicted model, not a curated record. NCBI's taxonomy places the organism in Eukaryota, Metazoa, Chordata, Mammalia, Rodentia, Muridae. The transcript is spliced from 10 exons. Bases 371 to 1738 code for a protein of 455 amino acids.